GGAAUUAUUUUUUUUAUUUUAGAACUGAAUAAAAAUCCUGUUGAAGGAUUUUCAGCUGGAUUGAUCGAUGAAAACGAUAUAUUCAGAUGGGAGGUACUUAUUAUAGGCCCCCCGGAUACACUUUAUGAAGGCGGAUUUUUCAAAGCUCAUUUAUAUUUUCCUAAAGAGUAUCCGUUACGCCCACCUCGCAUGAAGUUCGUAACGGAAAUUUGGCAUCCAAAUAUCGAGAAAAACGGUGAUGUUUGCAUUUCGAUCCUUCAUGAACCUGGAGAUGAUAAAUGGGGAUAUGAAAAAGCUUCCGAGCGUUGGUUGCCAGUACACACAGUUGAGACAAUUUUGAUAUCUGUGAUAUCGAUGCUCGCAGAUCCAAACGAUGAGUCUCCAGCUAACGUAGAUGCUGCCAAGGAAUGGAGGGAAUCUUAUCCUGAAUUUAAGAGGAAAGUAGCCCGUUGUGUUAGAAAGAGCCAGGAAGAAUGCUCGUAGAACUCGCUUGUAUUUGUAUAUUUAUAAU
This is a messenger RNA of Musca vetustissima, 511 nucleotides long. It is a transcript of the gene Ube2g1, whose product is annotated as ubiquitin-conjugating enzyme E2 G1. The record is from RefSeq and is a predicted model, not a curated record. The transcript has 2 exons. NCBI's taxonomy places the organism in Eukaryota, Metazoa, Arthropoda, Insecta, Diptera, Muscidae. Gene Ontology annotation, biological process: proteasome-mediated ubiquitin-dependent protein catabolic process; protein polyubiquitination. Bases 190 to 483 code for a protein of 97 amino acids. Gene Ontology annotation, molecular function: ubiquitin conjugating enzyme activity.